Puccinia graminis f. sp. tritici CRL 75-36-700-3 is the source of this 794-nucleotide messenger RNA. RefSeq lists its product as uncharacterized. Gene Ontology annotation, cellular component: nuclear pore central transport channel. The coding region runs from base 25 to 588 and encodes 187 amino acids. NCBI's taxonomy places the organism in Eukaryota, Fungi, Basidiomycota, Pucciniomycetes, Pucciniales, Pucciniaceae. Gene Ontology annotation, biological process: protein import into nucleus. The record is from RefSeq and is a predicted model, not a curated record. The transcript is spliced from 5 exons.
CAGAUUGUCCAACACUCCACCACGAUGAACCACACCGAUCACCAGAAGAGAGCCGUCGUUCCCUCCGCCCGGUCUGUCGAAAUCAGGGCCAAUAAACACGCCGAACUGUUCGUCGACGCAUAUUACUCGGUCUACGACUCCUCCACUCGCUCUUCCAAGCUGCCCGAAUUCUACCGUCCCGAUGCGCGGAUCGUCUGGAACGGCAACGCAAUUUCUGGCUUGCCCGCAUUCUCAGCAACAUUGUUAUCUCAACUCUCAUACUCGAAGCAUGAAGUUCAGUCAUUCGAUGCGCACGCGAUUCCAGGUUCGAUAAUUGCCCCAUCAGUCUUACCAACGAUCUCGAUCUCGAUCUCAGGCCAGGUGAUCUUCUCUGCCCAGCCGUUCCCGUCGAACUUCCGAAUGCCCGACCCGAAGGAUAUCUCCCCGAAGCAGAAUCCGGCGGAUGCCCAGCAGGCCCUUGAUGGUCUCCCCAGGGUCUUCAGCCAAACACUCAUCCUCGCCCCGUCCCCCGCCGCCAAUGAAUCCAGCCAGCCAGUCUCGAUAUCUAACUAUGCCGUCGUGGCUGAUUGCUUCCGGUUUGUCGGAUAGCUCAUUCAUUCACCCCUUCAUUGGAUUAUUAUUAUAUAUGCUAGUGUUUAUGAUUGGUUUGAACUACUAUACAUUUUUUUUAUCUCAAUUAUUGUAAGACCAAUCUUAAGUUUGACUGAGUGUACCUGCCCGCUAUUUCAGGCAGCUUGAGUCGCGAGAACGGCGAUAUCAUGCCACCAAAAAGAGAAGCACCUCAAUUUCAAUCU